Messenger RNA from Musca vetustissima, 1770 nucleotides. Its product is annotated as somatostatin receptor type 5-like. Bases 1 to 1770 code for a protein of 589 amino acids. The record is from RefSeq and is a predicted model, not a curated record. The transcript has a single exon. NCBI's taxonomy places the organism in Eukaryota, Metazoa, Arthropoda, Insecta, Diptera, Muscidae. Gene Ontology annotation, molecular function: peptide binding; somatostatin receptor activity. Gene Ontology annotation, cellular component: membrane; neuron projection. Gene Ontology annotation, biological process: G protein-coupled receptor signaling pathway.
AUGAAUUUAUAUUUAAGUAUAUUACUAAUGAGCUUACUACCCCACUUGAGUUUGCAACAACAGCAGCAACAACAACACCAACAAUUGAAAGAUGAGCAACAAGGACUUACUAAUGAUAAUUCACCGCCCGCCCUAAUGUUACCACAAAAACGUACCGGAAUAGACCAACAUCCCACAAACAACAAGAAAAAUGAUAACAAGGAUGCCAAUGAAAUAACCAAAUGGACUGCUGAUGUCAAUGGCAAAGUUACAGCUUCUGUUGCUGCCGCUAACGAUGAUUCGGCUGCUGAUGAUGAUAUUCAAACAUCAAUUCAUGACGAACAUUUGAAACCCACACUUCAACUUUACGAAUGGGCCAAAAAUGAAUGGCUACGUCUUCAGAAUGCCAGCUACAAUCACUCGUAUGCAAAUGAUUCGUUAGACUAUGCCGAUGAUGAUACGUGCGGUUCGCCCCAGAAUACCGUCAUUAAAUUAAUAACUAUGAUUUUGUAUUCGCUGGUCUGUAUUGUGGGCCUAUUUGGCAACACUUUGGUAAUCUAUGUCGUCUUGAGAUUUUCCAAAAUGCAGACUGUGACAAACAUCUACAUACUGAACUUGGCCAUAGCGGAUGAGUGCUUCCUAAUUGGCAUACCCUUCCUGCUCUACACAAUGCACAACAGCAGCUGGCAGUUUGGAGAAUACGCCUGCAAGGCCUAUAUGGUGAGUACAUCGAUUACCCAAUUUACAUCGUCAAUUUUCCUGCUCAUCAUGUCGGCAGAUCGCUACAUUGCCGUCUGUCAUCCCAUAUCAUCGCCGCGCUAUAGAACACCGACGGUAUCGAAAAUUGUGUCCGGCAUUGCCUGGUUGACGUCGGCCCUGCUGAUGUUGCCUGUCAUAUUGUUCGCCAACACGGUGACGAAUGGCAAGCACACAUCGUGCAACAUCAAAUGGCCGGAAGCCCAGAAUACCCAAUCGGGUACCACAUUUAUACUGUACUCACUGGCUCUGGGCUUUGCCACCCCGCUGACUUUCAUUUUGGGCUUCUAUUGCUUGGUCAUACGGAAAUUGCACACAGUUGGUCCCAAGCACAAGUCCAAAGAGAAGAAGCGGUCCCAUCGCAAGGUGACAAAGCUGGUCCUGACAGUGAUCACCGUAUAUAUACUGUGUUGGCUACCCUAUUGGAUAUCCCAGGUGGCCUUGAUAACCUCGACACCGGGCAAGUGCGUGUCACGAUUGGAGAUAACCAUCUUCUUGUUGGCCAGCUGUUUGGUCUAUUCGAAUUCGGCCAUGAAUCCCAUACUCUAUGCCUUUUUGUCGGAUAAUUUCAAGAAAUCCUUCAUGAAGGCAUGCACCUGUGCAGCUCGUAAGGAUGUCAAUGCCCAGCUGCAAUUGGAGAAUAGCAUGUUUCCUCGCUUCAACAAAUCGAAAAAUGCCGAAAAGUUAUUAGCACCGAACAAGGCCAAACAGAGAGCAUCAUUUCGUCAGCGGGCAGCAAUGAAUUCAACGACGGCCACUACAACCACUGGUCAUACGAAUAUGACAUCACUGGAGGCCAACAGUUCGGUGGUGCCAUGCCAUCAACACCAGCUGGCAAAUAAUAAUUUCCUAACACCACCCAAUAUGAUGGGGCAACAAAUGGUCGCCUCAUCGUGUAAUUCUCAAAAUUCGAAUUUGCUAAUGCCACCACCGGCACCCAGUAGUGUGUGUACAGAGAACUCGAAUAUCGAUAAUCUAUCGGAAUGUUCUGAAAUGGCGGGUGGCAAGCCUCCGGUGCUACACACCGACUUAUAA